UGGAAGGAGAUGGGUGAUGGGAACGAUGAGAAGAUUAAUAGUAGUGUAGAUUUAGUAAAUAGUUUGACAGUGUUGAGGGAAUUAUUUGUUUAGCAGAGUGAUGGCGUUCGGGGAAAAAUUGUUCUUGUGUCUAGUUAUUCUGGUGUGCUUUAUAGUGUCGUUUUGAGGGUAGGAGUUGAAACAGUUUAUGUCCAAGAUGUGAGGGGUCUGUAAAUAUUUUCACAGCCCUCUUUUUGACUUGUGUAGUAUACAGGUCCUCAAUGGAAGGCAGACAGUUUGGUUGUUCGUGUGAAAAAUGGGCUUAAAAGUUCGAAGUACAGACCUGUUGAUUAUGAAGAACUCUAUGCAAUUACUGAAGCGAAGAAAUUACAGUCUGCUAACAUCCUUUUAAAGAUUAAAAAAUUACAGCAUGCUUCAAAAAUUAACAAGGAACACAUGCUGCUGAAAAGUCAUCACCAAGUAUGGUGGAAAGAGCACAAAAGAUUGCACGAAAACAGGCAGAAGUUAGAAUCUGAAAUUCAAACAUUCUUUGAUGAAGAAAAUGAGUGUUUUUUCGACUUGUGGGAUUUGCGAUAUAAAUUAACAAAAGGCUUGGAUACAUUUCAAGCAAACACAGUGCAACCUGUCUGGCAGCUAAGGGAAGAUUUAAGGUUCAGACUAUUAGAAAUGCAAACCAACUGCAAAGGUGUGGAAUAUCAGUUUAAUCCAGAUGCUGUAUUAGAAGAGAUAGAGUUUGUGAAGAAACAACAGAAAGCAAUUUUGGGAAAGCUUCAUCUGGAGAGAAUAGCUUUGGAAAAGGAGCUUGAGGAAUUUAUAGAUGAAGCCCUGGCAUGUACUUUAGAGGAAAGGACCACAUUUGUACCUGAGGUUCCACCACAGUUACUGGAGCUGGAAUGCCCAUAUCCUGAUCUGAAGGCUUCGGUGCUUACUGAAUUUUAUAAACUUGCAGAUGAUUAUUCUUUGAAGAUCCAAGAAGUUGAUCAAGACUUAAAAAACAUAGCGAGCCAUUUCCAGUGGAGUAAAGAAGAUCUUUGGACAUAUCAGGUCGUCACUGGUCAGUAUCCAAGUGACAUGCAAGGUAGAAGAACGCUCUAUUUGGAUAUGCUUCAGAAACUUCUACCUCACAAAUCUAGACAAAGCCUUAUUGCUCAUGAAAAGUCUUGGGACCACUAUUACUUUACCAGGAACCAAUUGAGAGUGCUGAUGUUCAACUGGGUGCAAGCUAGGAAAACAUUCUUAGUGAAGGCGGUGAUGACUCUCUCAGAAGCUUGCGCUGCUUAUGAGACUGAAAUGAUGGUGGCUAAUAAUAGAAGAAAACAGCAGGAAAUAUGUGCUAAUCUGAAAGAGAAGGUGUUGUUGUGGCGUGCUCAGCAAGAGGAGGCUGCCCGGCUGGAAGCUGCAAUUGCCGCCCGAAGAAAAGAAGAAGAAGAUGAAAAGGAGAAGUUUCGGAAAGAGAAAGAAUGGCUUCAAAGAGCUGAAGAGAAAGAAAAAGUGAAAAAAUAUUGGGCUGAAAAACAGCGCAAGUGGCAAGAAAGGGAAGCCAAAGACCUCCUGCGUUUGGCAGAAUUUAAAAAAUUAAUGGCUGAGCAGAUCAUUAAAGACAAAGAGAGAGUUCAGUUUAGGCAAAAGCUGUUGGAAAAACGUUUGAUGGAGAAAAAAGUGGCAAUCCUCAAGGAAAUCCAGGAAGAAGAAGAAAGGAAGAAGCGCCUUGAUGCUCUCAGGAAACAGGUUGCUAUUGUGGCAGAAUUUGAUCCUGCUCGGAUGGUGGCGGAUACAGUGGCCUCUAAAGCACGGAUGGGUAUUGGAACUGAAGAAGAAUUUAUUCUACAGAAACCUCUGUUUGUGUUGCAUACAUUCAGUGAUGAGCAGAUAAUUUCUGAUACCCGAGUUCGUGUUGAGCUGGCUCUCCGAGAAGCUGGACUUCAUAGCACAGCUUAUGCUCAAGAGCUUUUACCUAAAAUCCCUCCACCUAAACUUCCAAGGAGAGACAUGGUCUCCACAAUUUUUAAAAUAUAGAGCUUGGUAACAUAGCCAAAUCCUUUAAUUUUUUUCCCCAAAAAAACCCAACACUUUUCCUAACCAGUAAGAAUGCAUAAAUAAAUUAUUAUAAUUAAAAAACUAAGAUGGAUACUGAGUUGAAGGUGUUUUCUUUUCCUUUAUAGAGAAAAUAUAUUGAAAAAUAAUGUAUUGCCCAGGGGUUUUCAAUAGACUAUCUGUUUCCCCACCCUCCCACCCACCCACAUCUGCCCCCAAAUCUUAAACAUUGCUGAAUGGACUUUGUCUUAGAACAAUUUACUGAAGCUGCAGUCUAAUUAUUUUUAGAGGAAAUCAUCUUUCUCAAUGAACACCUGCAGGAAAUUACAACCUGUACUUGGCUAUCCAUAUAUCCAUAUGGGAAUGUACCGUAUAUACUUGUUUGCAUCAAGGCUAGAAAAGCAGCAGGUGGCCCUGAAUUCAACCGGAAUAUCCAGAAUUCAGACCCAAUCCUCUGCAGAGCUCACUGGCUAAUCUUGAGCAAUCUGUUGGGAGAGAUUAACCCAAACUUUUAUAUAAAUUCAUGAGGCACCUUUGGAUGCCUUCCUGUUUCUGUUCCCAAUUGGACUCCUGCCCUCUUUUCUUUCCAAGUCUCUGGAAACCAUUCUGCAAUGGUUUUUAGACAACCAAUUUUCUUAAAGACAGAUUCCCAAUUUCAGAAUUAAUCCGUUCAUACCAAUGUACAACAGCUUCUUUUACAUGGGUAGUAAUAGCCCACUUCAUUUUCAUGGCAAGUUCUAUUACUUGAUUUUUAAUAAUAAUAAUAAAUCCUCCAUUAACAUGAGCUUCUCCGGCUUGAUUCUUAUUCUUAUUCUUAUUAUAAUACAUGGAAAAAGGAAAGUUUCCUUACUUAUGGAAACCAAUAUGAUUCAUCAUGUUUACCACAAACCAAUCAUCAAACAAUUUUCAUUCUGUAAAUGAAUUUGGUAAUUUUUAAAAUUUAUUUGCAGUGUUUUAGCAACAAGAGUCCUUA
Ahaetulla prasina is the source of this 3007-nucleotide messenger RNA. RefSeq names its product coiled-coil domain containing 148 (gene CCDC148). The transcript is spliced from 14 exons. Lineage: Eukaryota; Metazoa; Chordata; Lepidosauria; Squamata; Colubridae. Bases 436 to 2016 code for a protein of 526 amino acids. The record is from RefSeq and is a predicted model, not a curated record.